Brassica rapa (field mustard) is the source of this 1867-nucleotide messenger RNA. RefSeq lists its product as uncharacterized. The record is from RefSeq and is a predicted model, not a curated record. Lineage: Eukaryota; Viridiplantae; Streptophyta; Magnoliopsida; Brassicales; Brassicaceae.
CAUCAAAAGCGUCCCUGAAUGGGCUUAAGUUUCUCUCUCAAGUGGAAAUAAGUGAGUGGAGUGUGGGUCCCAGGAAAAGCAAGAAAAACACGUUAUCUUUAAGCAUCGCAACCACUUUAUGGUACUUUUUCAUACUUUCCAGCAAAAGAUAAGAUAAGUUCUAGGGUUCUUGGCUCUUAUUGGAAGUUCAGUGCGUGAUUGGAGACGUUUAAUCGGUGGAAAUCACUUGGAAUUAGUUGGAGUGAAAGGGUGAAACCGCUAUAAUCGAUGUCGGCGGCUAUGGACAGAGCCUUAAUGGCUCUAUCUUUGGAAGAAGAAGAAGAACCGUUCGAGAUGCCGGAUCUUCCGGGUUUCUGUUCGAACGAGAAGAACAAGCUGAGUUUAGUGGGAAGAAUUUUAAAUCCGGAAUGUCAGAAGAUGUCAACUCUGAUUUGGCGGAUGCCUGGAAAAUGGCAAAAAGAAGGCAAAUGUCGAGGAGUUGCUCUGUCUCAGGAGCGGUUUCAGUUCUUUUUUGACCAGGAGCACGAUCUAAUGGACGUUUUGGAGAAAGGUGUUCAUACGUUCAAUGAAUGGGCGCUGGUGAUAGAAAGGUGGGUGGAAGAGCCUCCGGAGGAUUAUCUGCAGUUUAUUCCCCUGUGGAUUCGUAUAAGUAACAUUCCCAUGAACUAUUAUACAAAAGAAGCUAUCAUGGCGCUGGGAGAUCUGGUAGGAGAAGUUAAAGAGGUGAUUUUCGACCCUCAGAAACCACAAACUCAACCUUAUGAAAGGGUUAUGGUGAAAUUUAAUGUGGCGAAUCCUUUGAGGAUGUCAAGGGUAGUCAAUAUCAAAGGAGCGAAACCGGUGACUAUUCACUACAACUAUGAGAGGAUUCAGAAGCGGUGCUUCACUUGUCAAAGGUUAAACCAUGAGCAAAGCAUUUGCCCUCUGGUAGUGAAGAGAAGGAAAGAUGAAGCUCUAGUAAGGCGUCAGAGGAUCUCAAAGGAGUUGGAACUAAAGAGAACUGUCUUGGAAGAAGAUGAUCCCCUUUUUGGUGUGCUUAAAGAAGAUCAGGUAGGGAUUAAUCCAAUCACGGGAAGGCCAAAAAUUGUGAAAGAGGUGCUGGACGAGAUGAGACAAUAUCUGAGGUUGGCCACUGAUGAAGAUAGAGUGGUUAGGGAGGACAGAGUGAGAAGCUCGGUUGCAGCGGUAGAACAAGACCCCUUUCUGCAGCGGACUGUGUUAAGGCUGGAGGCACCCCCAACUAUGUCUCAGGACUUUAACAAAGGCAAAGGGCACGUUUUCUCGUAUGAGGAAGCUAAUAUGCUGAAGUCGGGCGGAGCUCAACAGGAGAAAUUAAUGGCUUCUGCUAUCAGAGCUGGCACUGCAGGGAGAUGGAAUGCAGGAAACAUAUCGAUGGUGGACAGUGAAGAUGCAAUCUUUGGAGGCAACUUUAUGGGUUCUUCUGAUGGUUCUACGGUAUUUAGCACUGGUUUCUCGGAACCAUGUGCUUCGUCCGGGACUAUGAAGAGAACAUACCACCGCAGGCGCCCUCCUAAAUCAAGAAGAAAGCCUAGACCUUUGUUGGCUGCGGAGAAGGAGGAAGGGUUUCUGUGGGAUAAAGCGGCUGGGAAGAGAGUAGAAGGGAGCAAGAAGAGGAAGGUAGAGACUGAAGUUGGGGAGCUUUUAGUUUCGGCGAAGUCUAAAACCCCAAAGGUGAUCCCAAGGGAGGGAUCGCCCAAUUUGUAAUGAGCAUAUUCAGUUGGAAUUGCCAGGGCUUGGGGCGUACUCAAGACCUGACAAUUCAGCGGCUCCGGGAAAUACGUCAAACACAUUUUCCGGAGAUCAUGUUCUUGAUGGAGACAAAGAAUUGUAGAGAUGUUUUAGUGGA